Molecule: messenger RNA, 753 nt
Organism: Eufriesea mexicana
Lineage: Eukaryota; Metazoa; Arthropoda; Insecta; Hymenoptera; Apidae
Gene: Def2
Product: defensin 2
Exons: 2
Coding region: 84-404 (106 amino acids)
Biological process (GO): humoral immune response; defense response to bacterium
Source: RefSeq, a predicted model, not a curated record
UCAAUUUUAGAGUCUCUAGUUAGAGCAUAGGAGCUUUCACGAUUUUAUCCACGAAUUCUGCAUCGACCUUUGUUCGAAGAAACAUGAAGCUUUUCGUCCUCGUUGGUAUACUAGCUACCAUUACUUACGUCUCCAGCGCGAGCAUUCCAGAAGGAGUCUAUGAUGAUACAAUUUACGAAUUACAGCCGAUCGAAGAGACUAAUGACAAGCUGAACGUAGAAAUGGCAGCAAGGGAUGAUUCGGGUGAAGUGGCGCCAAUUCGACAUCGCAGAGUAACGUGUGACGUUUUAUCAUGGCAAUCGCAAUGGUUGAGUGUCAAUCACUCUGCGUGUGCCCUCAGAUGCUUGGCUCAACGUCGCAAAGGUGGUCAUUGUGAAAACGGUGUCUGUGUUUGCCGAAAAUGAAAGGCUCCAUGAAAUAAUCUUCGAUCUUCCUACUUGACAUUUCAUACCUUUCUUUUCACUUUAUAUAUAUUUUUGAGUAAGAUCAUUCUUCAUAUGAUUUACUUCUUGGUUUCUUUGGCUUUUAUUCGACGAAUGCGCUGUUACUGUAUCUGAACGACACGGUCGCAUAAGUCAUUAAACUAAAACAAUUAUAAUGUAUUACUAUUCGGGUUUUCAGAAAAUAUUAUUGAUAAUAUGGUAUACAGCUUGGUUUUACCAAGAGUACAAUGUACUUAAUUACUGUCAUACAUAUGUACAUUCUGUUUCUGUUUAAUUUGAGCAUGAUCUCGAAAAAUAAAAGUAUAGAUGC